Molecule: messenger RNA, 966 nt
Organism: Ilyonectria robusta
Lineage: Eukaryota; Fungi; Ascomycota; Sordariomycetes; Hypocreales; Nectriaceae
Exons: 4
Coding region: 213-878 (221 amino acids)
Source: RefSeq, a predicted model, not a curated record
GGAGCCACCAGCACGCCGUCUCGGCCGAUUCAGGGGCCGCUGGGCACUGCAACCACUGGAACGUGCCGUCAUCGAACCGUCUACAGCGCCUACCCACAGCCGCAGCGCCGCAAAGUCAAAGCCGCACAGGCUGGCAUCCAGUCCACCGCAACCUUGGCAGACACGCCUCAUAGCUCAAACUCGCAGGAUAUAACCCACCCAACUCGGAAGCAAUGGUCCGGAAACGCCAGCCGGCAGCGCCGGAUGCCUCGUCCACCUCGUCUCCUCCAUCCUCAGCAGCAGCAGCACCGGGCUCCUCGACAUCAGGCGUCAUGGCGGGCUCCUCGACAGCUGCUUCGCCGAGCGGUCCGACGCAAUGGAUGUUCUUUGCCGUGGCGAGCGGCGCUUGUGCGGCCUUCAAUGGCGUCUUUGCGAAGCUCACUACAACCGAGCUUACCGCCAGCCUAUCUAACAAGAUCGCUCACAUCUUCGGCCUCUCCGCCUUUGAACAUAUCGUCGAAGCUGCCGUCCGCGUCUUCUUCUUCGUCCUCAACCUAACCUUCAAUGGCGUCAUGUGGACGCUCUUCACCAAGGCCCUCGCACGUGGCACGUCAACCACGCAGGUCUCCAUUAUAAACACAUCGACCAACUUCAUGGUCACGGCACUGCUCGGCUUUGUCAUUUUCUCAGAGUCUCUGCCGCCGCUGUGGUGGGCUGGCGCUGCGCUGCUGGUAGUGGGCAACGUCGUUGUCGGGAGCAAGGACGAGAGCAAGGAUGCUUCGGCCGCGGAAGGGGGCUAUGUUCCAAUGCCCGGCGAUGAUGAAGGGCAGCCUGGAAGGGGGGACGAGGAUGAAGAUGUCAUCGACCUGGGGAGAGGAUCGGAUGACAGAUCAAGGUAAAUGGGCUAUUUGGGUUGUUCAUCCCCAACGGGAUUUUUGGAUAGUCGAUACUAAACUUGAUACUUAGAACGCAUUGUCAAGUAUUGCG